Acaulospora colombiana is the source of this 544-nucleotide messenger RNA. NCBI's taxonomy places the organism in Eukaryota, Fungi, Glomeromycota, Glomeromycetes, Diversisporales, Acaulosporaceae. The record is from the annotation of a GenBank genome assembly.
ACAAGACCUUGCUUCCAUAUACGACUUUCAGGCGCAACAAAGACUUGCACUCCAUCGUGAAAACAGAACCGCAAUGGAUGGAGGUGACUAUUACCCUAACCACAGCUAUGGUGAAAGAAAACCAUCGCAUGAUAAGCAAGAGCCGGUUCCAUUACCUCCUGAGCUCUGGUUUGCUUUGAUGAGUGAACAUCAACAAAGUGCCGAAUUCGACGAUAUGAUCAGUCACUUUAACAGCACGUUUUCACAUACACAGCUUCCAUUGUACCGGCAAAUAGAGGAGUUGCAGAAACAGCAAAAGGCACUAGAAGAACGAAGGAACAAUAGUCUUCCCACUUCCCUUGCCGAAUUUAAUCUCAUCACCUCGAGAGAACAUCAAAACCGUAUAGCGAGGUCAUUGGUAACAAGGGGACAGCUACCAAUCGGAGAAUACGAUACACCAGAAAACGUACAAGCUCUUCAACAUGCUUACGAAACUGAUGAGGCAGCUGCAUCCACCAAGACUAAAGACCCCCGCCCAAGGCCAUUAGCGGGGCAGUCCCAGUAG